CCUCGUCCAAACAGCCACUAAGCUCCCCGGUCCAUCUGGAGCCGUCGCCGUUUAUGGAGCAACCCUGUCCCCUGGCGGACCUGGCACCGUCAUCGGCGGCAACAGCAUCAGCGUGGCAUCAAACGAGAUCGUUGUCAAUGGCCAGACCGUUCCCUUCUCCACCAUGCCCGCACAAUUCGGCGUCACGCAAGCCGUUGUCAUCCUAGGCCAGCAGACUUACACCGCUCACCCGGCACCCGGUAGCGGCGGCGAGAUCGUCGUAGGCAAUGCAACCUUGACCCCUGGUGCACCAGCAACGACGAUCAACGGCAACGCCAUCAGCGCCGCAACCGCAGCCUUGGUACUGGAUAGCAUGUACACCGUGCCCUUAUCCGUCUCCGAGACAACUGCGCCGCGAGCCGUCGUCACCCUGAACGGCCAAGUGCUCACCGCCGUCCAGACAGCCAGCACCGACAUCUUGAUCAACGGAGCUGUACUUACGCCAGGCGGUGCAGGGGCUUCACUGUACGGAGUGGCAGUCAGCGCAUUAUUUCGUGGGUCUAGUGGUGAUGGAUUGGUUGUGGGGAGAAACACGACUGUGCCUUUGAGCAGCGCUUCAAGCGCAGCGAACAGCUCUGCAUCGGCCACGACCGGUUCUACUAGUGCUUCCAGCACGCAAGCAUCGACAGCUAUGACGAGCCACGCAAGCCUGACUGCCAUCACUGCCACUACGUCUGGACUUACUGCGACAAGCGCCGCAGCGACUAGUGGCGCUGACACGCUCAGCAAGCAGAUGUUACUCGGAUGGACAGCGGCAUUAUCACUAGCAUUGGCAGCAGGAUGCUCGGUCGGCAGCUGAUGGGUCUGUGAACGGCCCCAAACUGGAACUACUUGUCUUUCCGAGCUAGGUGCACCGUGGUUGCUGCCAAAUAUGGCUAUUACGGACGUCUUGGCCGCAACAGAUGUGCCCGUCCCUUAGCUCCAGCGUCAACUCCUCGCAAGGUCUUAAGAGGCUUGUCGAGGUCGUCGUGAGCGGUGUUCGGUUGAUGGGCAGGCACAUCGCUUGAAGUCGGCCUACAUUAUCUUGCA
Baudoinia panamericana UAMH 10762 is the source of this 1068-nucleotide messenger RNA. RefSeq lists its product as uncharacterized. Bases 164 to 838 code for a protein of 224 amino acids. The transcript has a single exon. Lineage: Eukaryota; Fungi; Ascomycota; Dothideomycetes; Mycosphaerellales; Teratosphaeriaceae. The record is from RefSeq and is a predicted model, not a curated record.